UACAAGGAGGCCAUGAUGGAGGACCACCAGACCCUCACAUCACCAGGAAGAUCCAGUAAGAGAAGAACACCAGAGAGAUGUCCCAGUCCUCUUCUUCCACAGGAUCAUCAGCUUAUGAAACAGAAUGAAGAUCUGAACAGUAUUACUCCUACAUAUACAUAUGUGAGGGGUGAUGACCAGUGUAAAGAAGAAAUUCCUACAGAGACAUAUGUGAGGGGUGAUGACCAGUGUAAAGAAGAAAUUCCUACAGAGACAUAUGUGAGGGGUGAUGACCAGUGUAAAGAAGAAAUUCCUACAGAGACAUAUGUGAGGUGUGAUGACCAGUGUAAGGAAGACAUUCCUACAGAGACAUACGAGAGGUGUGAUGACCAGUGUAAGGAAGAAAUUCUUACAGAUAACCACCCAGAUGACUGUACCUGGAGAUCAGAGGGGCAUCUCAUAUCUUCAGAUUUUAAAGCUGAUGAUAGUGAUAUCAUACAAUACACAUAUGAUGAGCAUGCCAUCAUCUCAGAUGUACCCGCAGACCUUCAGAGGGAUCUAUCGUCGGACUCUUUUAAACAUCAAAGAACUCAAGCAAAGAAGCAAUAUUCAUGUUCCGAAUGUGGGAAAUAUUUUAGUAAGAAAUCAAAACUUAUUGACCAUCUAAGAAUACACACAGGGGAGAAGCCAUAUUCAUGUUCACAAUGUGGGAAAUGUUUUACACAGAAAACACAUCUUCUUCAGCAUCAAAGAACUCACACAGGGGAGAAGCCAUUUCCAUGUUCGGAAUGUGGGAAACAUUAUAGUGAUAAAUCAUAUCUUCUUAAACAUCAGAGAAUUCACACGGGAGAGAAGCCAUUUUCAUGUCCAGAAUGUGGCAAAUGUUAUAGUGACAAAUCCUAUCUUCUUAAACAUCAGAGAAUUCACACAGGAGAGAAGCCAUUUUCAUGUUCAGAAUGUGGGAAAUGUUUUCAUGAGAAACAAACUCUCAUCGCACAUCACAGAAUUCACACAGGGGAGAAGCCAUAUUCAUGUUCAGAAUGUGGGAAAUGUUUUACUUUAAAAUCACAUCUUCUUCAGCAUGGAAGAAUUCACACAGAGGAGAAACCAUUUUCAUGCUUGGAAUGUGGGAAAUGUUUUACUUUGAAAUCGAAUCUUCUUCAACAUGGACGAAUUCACACAAAGGAGAAACCAUUUUCCUGUCUCGAAUGUGGGAAAUGUUUUGCUUCAAAAUCAAAUCUCGUCACACAUCAAAGAAGUCACACAGGGGAGAAGCCAUUUUCAUGUUCAGAAUGUGGAAAACGUUUUACUAAGACAUCUGAUGUCGUUAGACAUCAGUUAGUUCACACAGGGGCAAAACCAUUUUCAUGUUCAGAAUGUGGCAAAUGUUUUACUCAUAAAACAAAUCUCGUCGCACAUCAAAGAAGUCACACAGGGGAGAAGCCAUUUUCAUGUUCAGAAUGUGGGAAAAGUUUUGCUCGGAAAUCUGAUCUUGUUAGACAUCAGAGAACUCACACAGGGGAGAAACCAUUUUCAUGUUCAGAAUGA
Messenger RNA from Bufo gargarizans (Asiatic toad), 1527 nucleotides. RefSeq names its product gastrula zinc finger protein XlCGF57.1-like. The coding region runs from base 13 to 1527 and encodes 504 amino acids. The record is from RefSeq and is a predicted model, not a curated record. Lineage: Eukaryota; Metazoa; Chordata; Amphibia; Anura; Bufonidae. Gene Ontology annotation, cellular component: nucleus. The transcript is spliced from 4 exons.